Molecule: messenger RNA, 768 nt
Organism: Beauveria bassiana ARSEF 2860
Lineage: Eukaryota; Fungi; Ascomycota; Sordariomycetes; Hypocreales; Cordycipitaceae
Product: isochorismatase domain-containing protein
Exons: 2
Coding region: 1-768 (255 amino acids)
Source: RefSeq, a predicted model, not a curated record
AUGCAAUUCGCCAGACAUUUCCACUUCAUCUUCCGCGCCGCCGCCGCCGCCCGCCCACACUCCGCCUCGUCAUUUGCCCCAAUUCGCCCUUUGGCCGCGAUCCCUUCGUUUUCUCGAACCAUGGCACAAACAGCUGCUCAGAUGCGGUUCAGUGUACGUUCUUCCGCAUGCGCUUCGCCCCCCCUCUUCUCUACGAACCAACCCCCCCUCUUCUUUGGCCUUUUUUCACUGACACAACUACGCUUCUUCCCGGCGGCAAAUAGCGUCGUUACGACCGAGAAGCUCCUCGACUUUGCCGCCGCCGCGUCCGUGCCCGUGCGCGCCACGACGCAGACGACUGCCAAGCUCGGUGCGACGGUGCCCAGCGUCGCCGCGCAUCUGACGACAGCGCCCAUCGACAAGACCCGGUUCUCAAUGGUGGUGCCCGAGGUGGUGGCGGAUCUAGCGCCCGGGUCGCAGAUUGCUCUCGUCGGCAUAGAGGCGCACAUUUGCAUCACGCAGACGGCGCUUGACCUGCGCGACGCGGGACACGCCGUGUAUGUGAUUGCUGACGGCGUAAGCAGCUGCAACCGGCAAGAAGUCGUCGUCGCGCUGGACAGGCUGCGGGCCGAGCGCGGCGUCGUCGUCACGUCGAGCGAGAGCUGGAUGUACGAGUGUCUCGGUGACGCCGGACACCCGGCGUUCAAGCCCCUCAUCACCAUUGUCAAAGGCGCGGGUGAGAACACGAAAAAGGUCCUCGAUAGCUUGCCGCCGAUGCCUAAAAUUUAG